UCCAUGUUUACUCUGAUGUUGUGGCAGGACCUGGCAGUUGGUCUGAAGAAAGCUCUGUCUGGAGAUCUGGAGAAUCUGCUGCUGGAACUGCUGAUGCCUCCUCUGCAGCAUGAAGCUUACCGCCUGCAACAGGCCAUGGUGGGUUUAGGCUCAGAUGAGGAAACACUACUGGAGAUCCUGUGUACGCGAUCUGGAAAGCAGCUUCGAGAAAUCAGUGCUGCAUACAGACAAUUGUAUAAAAAGGACCUGGAGAAUGAACUGAUAGGAGAAACCAGUGGAGACUUUGCUAAGCUUGUUGUGGCUUUGUUGAAUAAAGAAGAUGUUGCUUGUGGAGUUCGAAGAGAUAUUGAGGCUCUCUACGCAUCACUGAACGGGAAAAAAGCAGAAGCAAAACCGUGGAUUGACAUACUGACCUCCAGAGACUCAGACCAUCUCAAGAAAGUACUGAUGGGACUGGAGCUGGAGAGUGGACAGAUGGUGGAUCAGACUGUGGAGAAAAGGUUUUCAGGAGACUUUCGACUGGGUUUGAAAGUUUUAGUACAGUGCAUUGAAAACCCGUAUGCCUACCUUGCCAAAAGACUAGCUGACACAAAGGUAAGAAGAUGCUGUCAUCAACUGUCUUUUAUUUUAGUGAUUUAUGUUAGCUGAAAAAUUAUCAAACUGCUGUUACUGACUGAUGGAUGGAUGAAGUGACAUGAGAAAUGCUGCACUUCCUACCAUGAAAAAUCACCAAUAGAAGCUUUUAAACACAACCAGACA
This is a messenger RNA of Epinephelus lanceolatus (giant grouper), 759 nucleotides long. NCBI's taxonomy places the organism in Eukaryota, Metazoa, Chordata, Actinopteri, Perciformes, Serranidae. The record is from RefSeq and is a predicted model, not a curated record.